AUGGUCCAAAUAAGUGAAGUGAAUGAAUCAAAUUCAGUCUCAACAAAUAAAGAUAAUAGAACAGCAACACAUACUCAUAUAAAAGGUUUAGGAUUAAAUGAACAUGGAAUUGCCAAACCUAUUGAUGCUGGAUUCAUAGGUCAACAAGAUGCAAGAGAAGCAUGUGGUAUAAUAGUUGAUUUAAUUAAAUCUAAAAAAAUGUCAGGAAAAGCAGUAUUAAUUGCUGGACCACCAGCAACUGGGAAAACAGCUUUGGCUCUUGCAGUAUCACAAGAAUUAGGUCCAAAAGUUCCAUUUUGUCCUAUUGUUGGUUCAGAAUUAUAUAGUGCAGAAGUUAAAAAAACAAGUGCAUUAAUGGAAAAUUUUAGAAAAGCUAUUGGAUUAAGAAUUAAAGAAACAAAAGAAGUUUAUGAAGGUGAAGUUAUUGAAUUAACUCCAGAAGAAGCUGAAAAUCCUUUAGGUGGUUAUGGUAAAACUAUAUCUCAUGUUAUAGUUGGUUUAAAAACUGCAAAGGGAACUAAAAAUUUAAGAUUAGAUCCAAGUAUAUAUGAAUCAUUACAAAAAGAAAGAGUAUCAAUUGGUGAUGUAAUAUAUAUUGAAUCAAAUACUGGAGCUGUAAAAAGAGUUGGUAGAUCAGAUGCUUAUGCUACUGAAUUUGAUUUAGAAGCUGAAGAAUAUGUUCCAUUACCAAAAGGUGAAGUUCAUAAAAAAAAAGAGAUAGUACAAGAUGUAACAUUACAUGAUUUAGAUGUUGCUAAUUCAAGACCUCAAGGUGGUCAAGAUGUUUUAAGUAUGAUGGGACAAUUAUUAAAACCUAAAAAAACUGAAAUUACAGAUAAAUUAAGAACAGAAGUCAACAAGAUAGUUUCAAAAUAUAUUGAUCAAGGUAUUGCAGAAUUAAUUCCUGGUGUAUUAUUUAUUGAUGAAGUUAAUAUGUUAGAUUUAGAAAUUUUUACUUAUUUAAAUAAAGCUUUAGAAAGUUCUAUAGCUCCAAUAGUUAUAUUAGCUUCAAAUAGAGGUUUAACUACAAUAAAGGGAUCAGAUGAUUUAUCAACAAAAGCACCUCAUGGUUGUCCACCAGAUUUAAUUGAUAGAUUAUUAAUUAUAAGAACAUUACCAUAUAAUAAAGAUGAAAUAAAAAUUAUAAUUGAAAAAAGAGCUAAUUUAGAAAAUUUAAAUUUAUCUGCUGAUGCAUUAAAUAAAUUAGCUGAACAUGGUUAUAAUACAAGUUUAAGAUAUUCAUUACAAUUAUUAACUCCUGCUGGAAUAUUAGCUUCAACUUCAGGUAGAUCAGAAAUAAACUUACAAGAUAUUGAAGAAUGUGAAUUAUUAUUCUUGGAUUCAACUAGAUCUACAAAAGUUUUAAAUGAAACUAAAUCAUUUCUUUAA
Messenger RNA from Lodderomyces pseudojiufengensis, 1389 nucleotides. RefSeq names its product RuvB family ATP-dependent DNA helicase pontin. Gene Ontology annotation, molecular function: ATP hydrolysis activity; ATP binding; DNA helicase activity. Bases 1 to 1389 code for a protein of 462 amino acids. The transcript has a single exon. Gene Ontology annotation, cellular component: R2TP complex; Swr1 complex; Ino80 complex. NCBI's taxonomy places the organism in Eukaryota, Fungi, Ascomycota, Pichiomycetes, Serinales, Debaryomycetaceae. Gene Ontology annotation, biological process: regulation of transcription by RNA polymerase II; chromatin remodeling; box C/D snoRNP assembly. The record is from RefSeq and is a predicted model, not a curated record.